This is a messenger RNA of Leucoraja erinaceus (little skate), 552 nucleotides long. It is a transcript of the gene mif, whose product is annotated as macrophage migration inhibitory factor. The transcript has 3 exons. The record is from RefSeq and is a predicted model, not a curated record. NCBI's taxonomy places the organism in Eukaryota, Metazoa, Chordata, Chondrichthyes, Rajiformes, Rajidae. Bases 67 to 414 code for a protein of 115 amino acids. Gene Ontology annotation, molecular function: cytokine activity; phenylpyruvate tautomerase activity.
UCUAACGGUGGGAGGAGCGCUGAGCCACGUGCUGCCGCAGUCUCAUCGAGUGGAGCUGCAGCGGAGAUGCCGACUUUUGUCCUCAACACGAAUCUGAGUCGCUCCAACAUCCCGGACGUGCUGGGAGAGGAGCUCACCAGUCUACUGUCCAAAGAGCUGGGAAAACCGCAAGAGUACAUAGCAGUGCACAUUGUGCCCGACCAGAUAAUGCACUUUGGCGGAUCCACAGAGCCCUGCGCUCUUGCCACUCUCUCCAGCAUUGGCAAAAUUGGUGCCAAGCAGAACAAACAAUACACGCCCCUGCUGUUCGACCUGGUGAACAAACACCUGCACAUUUCUCCCAAAAGGAUGUACAUCGUCUUCCAAAACCUCGAUGCUUGUGAUGUUGGUUGGAAUAAAACCACCUUUGCCUAGGUUGUGAUGCAAACCAACCCCCGUGAUCGUUCCUGUAAUAGUUUUGUUAGUUGUGUAGUACUAAUAGCUCACGGGCCACGGUGAGAUUCUCUACAUCAUGUCAUUAAUUUAUAUUAACAAUAAAUUUAAAUUCAGCAA